Messenger RNA from Endocarpon pusillum Z07020, 1707 nucleotides. Its product is annotated as Glycerol-3-phosphate dehydrogenase. Gene Ontology annotation, biological process: carbohydrate metabolic process; glycerol-3-phosphate catabolic process. Gene Ontology annotation, molecular function: NAD binding; glycerol-3-phosphate dehydrogenase [NAD(P)+] activity. The transcript has 4 exons. Gene Ontology annotation, cellular component: glycerol-3-phosphate dehydrogenase (FAD) complex; cytosol; nucleus. Bases 1 to 1707 code for a protein of 568 amino acids. Lineage: Eukaryota; Fungi; Ascomycota; Eurotiomycetes; Verrucariales; Verrucariaceae. The record is from RefSeq and is a predicted model, not a curated record.
AUGGAUACUCUAAAACAGAAGAUGUCCUCCCUAACACCUUUUGCGAAGAAGCACAAAGUAACCAUCGUCGGAUCUGGCAAUUGGGGUUCAACAAUCGCCAAAGUCGUUGCCGAGAAUACUGCUGCUCACUCGGAAAUUUUCGAGAAAGACGUCCAGAUGUGGGUGUACGAGGAAGAAAUCACUGUGCCAAAGUCAUCACAGCACUAUGAUGCCUCCUCUGACCUCAGCACCAAACCCCAGAAGCUCACCCACCUCAUCAACCACUUCCAUGAGAACGUCAAAUACCUCCCCGGUAUUCCUUUGCCCAAGAAUGUGAUUGCAAAUCCAUCCCUCACCAACGCCGUCAAAGAUUCUACCAUCCUAGUGUUCAACCUUCCGCAUCAAUUUAUUGGUGGCAUAUGUAAACAGUUGCGGGGACACAUCCUGCCAUAUGCAAGAGGCAUCUCGUGUAUCAAAGGAGUAAAUGUGCAAGAAGAUUCGGUCUCGCUAUUCUCUGAAGUGAUUGGCAAGGAACUUGAUAUCUACUGUGGAGCACUCUCGGGAGCAAACAUAGCCAAUGAAGUGGCGCAAGAGAAGUUCUCGGAGACUACUGUUGCCUACGAUCCUCCUUCGGUUGACUCGCAGAACCCGACACCAGCCACUUCGAGAGGACCAAGUCCAGCGUCAAGCCAUGCCGACCUCACACAACUAGCACAUAGAGAUGUAUCAGGGAAAGCGUCAGGUGUCAAGCUCAAACCUCUCCCGCAAGAGUACCCGGCUCUUGAUCACAGCACUCUCAAGACUCUUUUCCACCGGACAUACUUCCAAGUUCGGGUGGUGUCGGACGUAGCUGGCGUAUCGCUUGGUGGUGCUCUGAAGAAUAUCAUCGCCAUUGCAGCAGGUUUCGUAGACGGGCUUGGUUGGGGAGAUAAUGCCAAGGCAGCUGUCAUGAGGAUCGGGCUGCUCGAGAUGGUCAAGUUCGGCAAACAAUUUUUUGGGAAGACUAUACAACCAAGAACCUUCACCGAAGAAUCGGCCGGUGUGGCAGAUUUGAUCACCACCUGUGCUGGAGGACGGAAUCACCGCUGCGCCAAAUUGAGUGUCCAGAGAGGAGUCCCCAUAGAAGAGGUGGAAGCUCAGGAGCUCAACGGCCAGAAGCUGCAAGGAACGCUUACUGCGGUAGAAGUCAACCAUUUUUUGAAGAUCCAAGGAAUGGAAAAGGAAUUCCCCCUAUUUACAGCUGUGUAUGAGAUUCUACAGGGAAGGGCCAAGGUUGAGGAUCUGCCACAGUUGAUUGAGGGAUCAGGCGAAAUACAGCCUUUCUCCAACAACAAGAACCUGUACAAAUCUCCUCCAUUGGCGACAACCCAAACUGAGCCUGAAUACCCACCAACCUCCCAACCUGAUUCAUCCAGCAAACCCUUCGUGAUAUCAAGUCCCAUCUCGGACUCUGUUUCCUCAGCUGGCAUGCUCCCUGCUACCACGCAUACAGCAGAUAAAAAGCUUACCAUGACUUCACCAUCCUCAAAGUCUCUGCCAAUAGCAUCCUCCUCCUCCUCCCCUUUCCUCGUCCCACCCCACCCGCUCUCAACCUCCCGCUACCACCGCCAACUCCUCGUCCCAUCCAUCUCCAUCCGCGGGCAGGAAGCAAUCUCAAAAGCCAAACCUCUCUUCCCCUUCCAAGCCCACCACCAAGCCAGCCCACUAACCCACCGUAUCUUCAUGUAG